AUGACAGAGAAAUUGCAAAGCACAGCGGUGGAAAUUGAUGAAAUAUGUGAGCAGCACAUGGACAGAGAAAUAGAGGUGUGUGGAUUUCUAGAGAGCAUGAAAAAUUUUCCCAAGUUUGGUUUUCUAACUCUGCGUGCCGGCAUGUCCAGAGUGCAAUGCGUAUUCAAUUUGGGUGAAAAGAUUGAUGAAAAUUACUUUACGGUGAUUUGUGGAGUGCCGUUGGAGUCGUAUGUCAGGGUAAAGGGUGUGCUUAAGAGGGCGCACAAGCCUGUCAAGAGCUGCUCGGUGUGUGAUUACGAGCUGGGCAUGUCUGAGUUAAGCCUGUUGUCAGCUGCCGACAGCCUUCCGUUCGAUCUGAAAGACAUCAAUGUGUACAAGAAGGGCGUACCUAGCGUCUCGUUCAACAAGCGCCUGGAUCACAGAGUCCUGGAUUUGAGAGGCACCAUGUCGCAGAGCAUUUUUAGGAUAAUUGAUCAAAUUAUGUACGCGUUCAGAACAUUUCUCAGAAAGGAAAAGUUUAUUGAGAUUACGACACCUAAGCUUUUGGGCUCGGCGUCGGAGGGCGGUGCCAACCUGUUCGAGGUCAAUUUUUUCAAGAAGAAGGCAUAUCUUGCACAGAGUCCCCAGUUGUACAAGCAGAUGGCCAUUAUAGGUAAUAUGCGCAAGGUGUACGAGAUUGGACACGUGUACAGAGCCGAGGAAAGCAACAUAAACCGAUAUUUGAGCGAAUUCAUUGGGUUGGAUUUGGAGAUGGAAAGCACCGAUUAUUUGAAAACGAUAAAACUGAUAUACAGAAUGUUCUGUGCGAUCAUUAGGGAUGUGUACGAGAACAACAAGCAGGAUGUUGAGAAUUUGAAGAAGUACAACGAUUUCAAUGACGUGCGUUUUGAAGACGAGCCGCUGAUACUUUCACACAGAGAGUGUGUAGAUAUUCUGAGAGAGCACGGAGAGGAGAUCAAGUAUGAGGACGAUUUCAGCCGAUUCAUGGAAAAGAGAUUAGGAGAGAUAAUAGCAGAAGAAAGGAAGAUUGAUUUCUUCGUGGUUAAAGACUAUCCAACACGAAACAGGCCGUUCUACACCGCGCCAUGUGACGAUCCAUUCUACUCUAAAUCGUACGAUUUUAUUCUCCGGGGUGAGGAAAUUCUCAGUGGUGCCCAGCGAAUUAACUGUUAUCAGCAGCUGCGCCAGUCUGCCAGUGAUAAUGGAAUUGAUCCGGUGAGUAUUGAGGGAUACCUAAAUGCAUUCAAGUAUGGAGCACCACCACAUGCGGGGUGUGGCAUUGGACUUGAAAGGUUUGCGAAGGCUUUGUUCGGAUUUAGCGAUAUAAGAUGUUUUAGCAUUUUCCCCAGGGAUCCGAAUAGGCUUUACCCGUAAUUAAAAAGGUUUUAAGUUGGCA
Molecule: messenger RNA, 1396 nt
Organism: Vavraia culicis subsp. floridensis
Lineage: Eukaryota; Fungi; Microsporidia; Pleistophoridae
Product: aspartate-tRNA ligase
Exons: 1
Coding region: 1-1374 (457 amino acids)
Biological process (GO): aspartyl-tRNA aminoacylation
Cellular component (GO): cytoplasm; aminoacyl-tRNA synthetase multienzyme complex; cytosol
Molecular function (GO): aspartate-tRNA ligase activity; RNA binding; ATP binding
Source: RefSeq, a predicted model, not a curated record